Messenger RNA from Penicillium cosmopolitanum, 1464 nucleotides. RefSeq lists its product as uncharacterized. Gene Ontology annotation, cellular component: plasma membrane. The transcript has 8 exons. The record is from RefSeq and is a predicted model, not a curated record. NCBI's taxonomy places the organism in Eukaryota, Fungi, Ascomycota, Eurotiomycetes, Eurotiales, Aspergillaceae. Gene Ontology annotation, biological process: carboxylic acid transport; transmembrane transport. Gene Ontology annotation, molecular function: carboxylic acid transmembrane transporter activity. The coding region runs from base 1 to 1464 and encodes 487 amino acids.
AUGGAGAACUCUCCCAGUGACUCCAUCAUGAAGAUGGACGAUUCCAAGAAUCACCAACAUCACGAACAGGAAGAUUGGGAUCUCGAGCAGGCCCCCCAGCGCAAGUCCUCCGGCAUCUUCAACGUCUUCAUCGCUGGUCUCGCCCUCGCCAGUGAUGGCUACAAUGCUCAUUCCAUUGGCUACAUGAUGCCUCUCUUCACUCUUCUCUACAAAGAUGCCAUGUCCUCCACCAUCAAGUCUCGCCUCACCAACUCCUACUUGAUCGGCGAGAUCUUCGGCAUGAUCUUCUUCGGGGUCUUGAUUGAUCGCCUCGGUCGUCGAACCGGCAUCCUGGCCACCACCCUUUUCUUGGUCCUUGGUUUGGUCUUGGCCACCGCUUCUCGCGGUUCCUCCCAGCUUGGAAUGUUCUGGAUGAUGAUCGUGGCUCGAGGUAUUGCGGGCUUUGGAGCUGGCGGUGAGUAUCCGGUCUGUGGAACCAGUGCCACGGAGGCUGCAGAUGAGACCCAUGGCCUGCGUCACCGUCGGGGAUUUCUCGUCGCUAUCACUACUGACACGGCCUUGGACCUGGGUGCCAUUGUGGCCGGAAUCGUCGCGGUCGUCGUUCUGGCCGCCUAUAACCACCAUAACUCCGAGGGCAUCUGGCGCAUUUGUUUUGGUUUGGGCUUCAUCCUCCCGAUCGCGGUUUGCUUUUUUCGAAUCCGCAUGCUCAACUCCACCCAAUAUCGGAAACAUUCCAUCAGGUCCAACUACCCCUACAUGCUGGUUAUCCGCCGCUACUGGAAGCCCAUGCUCGGAACAGCCCUUGCCUGGUUUUGCUACGACUUCGUCACCUACCCAUUCUCUCUCUUUUCCUCAACCAUCGUGCAGCAGUUCAACCCCAAAAACACCGCCAUUCAGAAUGUUGGGUAUGGAACUGUCAUCAAUUGCUUCCAGCUCCCCGGUUGCUUUCUCGGCGGAUACCUGAUGGAUCGGAUUGGUCGCAAGCAGACCAUGACCCUAGGUUUUUUCUUCUGGGCUGUCUGGGGAUUCCUCAUUGGAGGUUCCCUACAUCCCAUUCAGAGUGUCUUCCCACUCUUUGUAGUGAUGUACGGUAUUUUCCAGGCCCUGGGUGAGAUGGGACCCGGAGUUGCAACAUUCCUAUGUGGCUCGGAAUCAUUCCCUACCCCCCUUCGAGGCCACUUCCUGGGAUUUGCGGCCGCGGUUGGAAAGGCCGGUGCAUCAAUCGGCACGGAAGUGUUCACUCCUAUUCAGCACCGCUUCCACACAACACAGAAAGGUCAACAGGCUGUCUUUCUCAUCGGGUCUGCGUUCUGUAUCGUCGGUGCCUUGAUCACCUGGUUUCUCAUCCCGGACAUGUCCCGAGAACUUGAGACCGAGGAUGCCCGUUUCAAGACAUAUCUGGAGGAGAAUGGAUACGAUAUCACUUCGUACGGAGAGGAGGAGUUGGUUGUCCAGCGGAAGUAG